GCCGGCACACUGCACACUACACACUAGUGCUAAAUAGUAUGCAAACAUAGUGUGCGGUUAAGGGACGGAGUCUGACAUCUACACAUGAAUAUAUCCAAAACACAAAACACAGAGUUUCCAUGAUCUAAUGUGCCUGACCGGUCUUUUCCCUUUCUUCCAUGAGGUCACAUGGAGCCACAAAGGUGUCUGGGAAAGGAAAGGGAUUGGGAUACUCUGGUUCAGAGUCCAAGGAGUGAAGAUGUGACCCAUGACAUGGAGGCAAUAUCGCUGCAGCCCAGUCAUAGUCCUCCUUCUAUUCAGCAGAGGAAGAACGUUCUGCAGCUCCGACUCCAGCAAAGACGCACACGAGAACAGCUGGUGGACCAGGGAAUUAUGCCGCCACUGAAGACUCCUGCUGCCUUUCAUGAACAGAUACGAAGCCUCGAGAGAGCCAGGACGGAGAAUUUCCUGAAGCACAAGAUCAGUAGUAGACCGAAGCGUGCAGAGCUGGUCCGCAUGCACAUCCUGCAAGAGACCCAGGCCGAGCCGUCAUUGCAGGCCACACAGAUGAAGCUCAAAAGGGCUCGUCUGGCUGACGACCUCAAUGAGAAGAUUGCCCAGAGGCCUGGCCCUAUGGAGUUGGUGGAGAAGAAAAUCCUGCCUGUAGACUCCACUGUCAAGAAGACAAUCAUUGAAAGUGAGGUGAAGGACCAAAAGACCCCAGAUGUUUAUAACUUUGAUGAGAACAGCAAUGAAGCUUUGUCCCCAGAUGAUCCAACCAGUCAGGAAUCUCAGUGCUCUGUCCCAUCACCCAGAGAGGCCAAGCUGCCUGAGAUUUCUUCUGCUACUCUGACCGCUGACUCCAACCUACAGUCCUGUCCACCUACGACCCAGAGCUCAGAGUUACUCAGUCAAACAUCAGCCGAGGAUCAGACAAACACUCAGCACAUAACUCCUGCUCAGCCAGUCACCACUGUUCCUCCCCCAAAACCAGGCCAUACUCUUGUGAAGCAAAGCCAGCCCAGGCUCCCUGGUGAGAAAAGCCGUAGCAAAAAGACCAAAGAACCCAAGCCAAGGGUAAAGAAGCUCAAAUACCACCUGUAUAUCCCACCAGACCAAAAACAGGAGCUCAGUGAACCCCCUAUGGACUCGACCUAUGCACGACUGCUUCAGCAACAGCAGCAGUUUCUACACCUGCAAAUCCUUAGCCAGCAACAACAGCACUACAACUACCAGACUAUUCUACCUGCACCUGCAUCGUUCAGGCCUUUGCCUAAGGUACAGAGCAGCUGUUCAAACGUGGCCAUGGGAAACAGCCAAACUUUACUGCCCGGUGCUGCCUCUGGACUCGGGAAUAACAGCACGAACAACCGUAAGCCUGGCUUUCUGCCUGCAAAUCUAGAUGAAAUGAAGGUAGCCGAACUAAAAAUCGAGCUAAAGCUGCGUGGUCUUCCUGUAUCUGGCACUAAAACUGACCUUAUAGAGAGGCUCAAGCCCCACCAGGGGAGCUACAAGGUCACCAGCACUCAGCAGACUGAGAUGAAUGGUGUCACGGCACCGCCGAGCAGUCAAAAGACAGAAAGCAUAAGCAUGACUCCUCCAGUGUCUCCUGUGCACUCAGAGGUUUCCACUGCCAGUAUGGAGGAGUCCAGCGACAGCAAAGCAUUGGCCGCUAUAUCUCCAUCCAUCAUGAAGACAGAAGACACAUCAAUGGAUGCAACAGUGCCUGAUAAAGACCAGAGUCUGUAUGAGAAGGAACGGCAGAUAGAGGAGCUGAUUCGCAAGCUGGAGCAGGAGCAGCGUCUGGUGGAGGAACUCAAGAUGCAGCUAGAGGUGGAAAAGAGGAAUCAACAGGGAGCACAGCAGCACGGUGAGCUUGAAACUCUCACCAGGAUAAAAGAGGAGCAUGAUGUCUCCUCCAGCUGUAGCUCCAUGGUGGAAAAGGAGGAGUUAAAGUCCCAGGGGCAGGUGCAGAACUUCUACAUUGCUGUACAAGGAGUUCAGGCUUCACAGACCAUCCUCGGCAAUCAAUCAGAGCAACACCUUCAUCUUCCACAGACACAGCCAGUUCUCCAAACCACAGUGUCUGUCUUAGCUCAAACCGAGAGUGCAGCAUUUCAGCAGCCUGGAAAUCCGACACAGAAUGCACCUCAAAUAAUAUCCGUGUGCAGCACCUCAGGCUCAGGUCUUCAGCUGGGGCAAAAGCAGGAGCAGCAAAGAUCUGAAGCGCUUCAGUCAUGCUCACCUGGACACAGUCCUCCAAAUGGAUUCACCACCAAACCAACUUCCCCCUGCCAGCCCACCUACAUCCUUCCACCAUCUCCAUUCAGAAAUCAUCACAGCCCUAAGAACAAAGACCCUCCUCGCUACGAGGAGGCUGUCAAACAAACUAGAGCUCUUCAGGCUACAGUGCAGAUCCCCACUGCGGUCAGUCAGCACAUGGAUGACUUGUUUGAUGUCCUGAUUGAGAGUGGAGAAAUCUCUCCUCUGCUCCAACACGAUGCUCUCUCUCCGGAUAAACAUCUGCCUGUGACAGCCAGUGUCACCACUCUCCCCAUCAGCACUGCACUGUCUCGUCCUCCACCUCAGGUUCAUGUAGCCCACAUGCCCAGUCUGGUUGCACUGGCCUCAGAUCACCAGCUGGAGGCGCUGCUGGACCGAACUCUGCCACGCAACCCUGAGACUCGUGCUCUCCGCCUCAUCGAGGAACUGCACAGCCAGUUGUUGGCGCCACCCCAGUCGCCCAUGGACACCACUGAGCUGGCGUUUUCCACCUCGCCACCUCCAUCUCUCAACCUAAAUGACACUAACCUGGACAACAUGGAGUGGUUGGACCUGAAUGUUCCAGAGUCAGGAGGUAUCUCUGCACCAGGUGCCAUCUUCUCAUCAGAAUUCCUAGACUCUCAUGAUUUGCAUUGGGACUGAAACAUAAGAGAGACACGAAUCUUUUGGUGAGAACCACAGGCCAUGAAGAUAUUGUGAAUUGAGAGUCUUUAGAGGUAUUCAGGGGUAAAAAAACAGAGGCCUCAUGCAACAGGAUUACAGCAGUGGAGGAUAGAGAGCUUUCUUACGUUCCAAUACUAGAUCUCUGUCCGAACCAUCUUGUAGGCACUCACCAUGAGCGCUUCAGCAACUGCAGUGUUCUAAUUCGGGCCUGGUUGGAAGCCAGGUGUUUCCAAUUUGUGCACUAAUGACUGUCUUUGAAGACAAACAAAGAAUGUCAGCCAUUUCUUCUCUUAUUUUUUGUUCAACGAUAAAUUUAUUCCUUUAUUUUUUA
Silurus meridionalis is the source of this 3256-nucleotide messenger RNA. It is a transcript of the gene mrtfbb, whose product is annotated as myocardin related transcription factor Bb. The record is from RefSeq and is a predicted model, not a curated record. The transcript has 17 exons. The coding region runs from base 169 to 2904 and encodes 911 amino acids. Gene Ontology annotation, biological process: smooth muscle cell differentiation. Lineage: Eukaryota; Metazoa; Chordata; Actinopteri; Siluriformes; Siluridae.